AUAUGCAGGUAAUAGCCUCUUCCUUACUGUUGCUCUCCAUCAUCGCUGUGUCACACGCACGGCUUCAACGUAAUUCAAAAAGAGAAACCAAAGAUGAACGAAAAAAAGUGAAUACGCUUUUUGAGGAUUUAGAAGAAGCUGAGAAUCCUAUCAAAUUACACAGUAUCUGCGAGGUUAACUAUGAGAAAGUCGGAUGCUUCAAAGAAGACACCAACAACAGAACACUUUCACAGGAACUUUUCCAAGACAGGAUGUCAAGUGAUCCAAAUUACAGUGGACAAAGGGUGGACUGGGCCAACUACAAUACAUACCUCAAGAGUCUGGCAUGCCGCUGCGCCAAAAGCAGUGCCCAGAAUGGUUUUACUUACUUUGGUCUUCAAGACUACGGACGAUGCUUUAGUGAUCCACAUGCCUCUACAAGUUACAGCAGGCAUGGAAACUCGAGCCAUUGCUUUAAUCAAUACUUCUACUCGUGUGAUGACAAUGCUUACGGGCAGUGCAUGGGAAGAGGCAAAGAAAUGAAUUACAUAUACCACAUCACCGUGGAUGGUAUGCAAGACGCUUAAGUGUGCUAUAAGUGUUAUGUCUAAGGUUUUCAAGUACGGUUUCACCCAG
Messenger RNA from Pocillopora damicornis (cauliflower coral), 615 nucleotides. RefSeq lists its product as uncharacterized. The record is from RefSeq and is a predicted model, not a curated record. NCBI's taxonomy places the organism in Eukaryota, Metazoa, Cnidaria, Anthozoa, Scleractinia, Pocilloporidae.